Molecule: messenger RNA, 615 nt
Organism: Prorocentrum cordatum
Lineage: Eukaryota; Dinophyceae; Prorocentrales; Prorocentraceae
Source: the annotation of a GenBank genome assembly
GACGUGCGCCGAGCAUGGCAUCGAGCAGGAGGGAUCCGAGAAGACGGACGUGCUGGACGAGGGCGCCGACCAGGCCGUGACGACCAGGGGCACCGUGCACGGGGCGUUGAGCUCCAAGCAGGCCGUGAUCGUCGAGGACGGCGACGUGCUCGACGCGACGUUCGCGGAGCACGUCGAGGGCAUCGAGCAGGACGACCUCGAGAAGCAGCUCGUGCCGAACAAGGGUGCCCAGCAGGCAGUCGAGGGCAGCGGCACCCAGCUCCGCGAGGUGGAGAAGGACGGGGAGGCAUCGGACGACCUUGGCACUUCACUCGUCCAGCGGGUCCUCACCGGCGGCAGCGCGGUGAUCGCAGAGGCGUUGGCGGUGGGGUUCGCCGAUUCCUUCGUGGUCCACGCCGUCGGAAGCAUCAUUACGUGGCACCACGCCGUCAUCAUCGCUCUGUCGGCGCGGUGGCCGUACCUCCUCCCGAACGCCUGCAUGGCUUCCUGCAUCAAUGAGAUGCUCGCCCGAGCGACCAAGAUCGGGGCGAACGGCGUCGCUGGCGCGGCGCGCGCAGCCACGACGGCGGCGGGCUUGCACGUGCUGCUGGCGACUUUGGCGGGGCGGCUUGGCAG